Messenger RNA from Gongylonema pulchrum, 984 nucleotides. The record is from the annotation of a GenBank genome assembly. NCBI's taxonomy places the organism in Eukaryota, Metazoa, Nematoda, Chromadorea, Rhabditida, Gongylonematidae.
AUGAGCGUGCCAGUACACAGUACGACGACAAGCGCAGCAGUAACAUCAAAUGUUCUACUUUCUGGCGCAGCACAACCCGGUGUUAUAAUGUCAACGCCCAAAAUCAACACUGUUGUUACAACACUGACACCGCCAGCACCACUUCCCAAUUUACAGUUCCCAACACUCGAUAUAUCGCAGAAUUCGGAGGCUAAAAAAUCUAAAGGUGGAGAUGUUAUUCAGCAUCGUGUCCCCUAUCCAGCGCCUGCUGCUGUUACGUCAAAUAAAGAAUCGACAACAGUACAAACGGCGACUGCUAAAAAAGACACACGUGUCACUUAUGCGUAUCAGCCUGGCAAAACGUAUCGAACAAAGCGUGUUUUUAAGGUAAUAAUAUUGGGCGAUGCUGGAGUUGGAAAAACUUGCCUCAGCUUUCGUUUUUGCAAUGGAAGGUUUCCGGCACAAACAGAAGCUACAAUUGGAGUGGAUUUCCGAGAGCGUUCGGUUGUUAUCGAUGGCGAACUCAUAAGAGUGCAACUGUGGGAUACAGCCGGGCAGGAGCGUUAUCGGCAAUCAAUCGUUUCACAUUACUAUCGAAAUGUGAAUGCAGUGGUAUUUGUCUAUGAUGUAAGUAAUCCUUCAACGUUCAAAUCACUAACCGACUGGAUCAGCGAAUGCCGUAAACAUUCCGUAUCAUCUACGAAUGGUACCCCACAUAUACUGAUUGGUAAUAAAUGUGAUUUAACACCGGAAAACAGAGUGAAAACAGAUGUUGCCCAGAUGUUUGCUGAUCAGAACGAUAUGGCUUUGUUCGAAACAUCAGCUUUAGCGGACACAGAAUCGGAUCACGUCGAAUCGAUUUUCAUGACCCUGGUCCAUAAGCUGCAACAGAGUAAACCAAUGCAUGUACAGAGUGAUGAAGAAAGGGCACAAAAGGAGCAGAGGCUACUGUUAAAAGCAGCUGAAGCUAGCAAAGAAGCCGACGAGAACGGAUGGUGCUGUUGA